Panicum virgatum (switchgrass) is the source of this 2027-nucleotide messenger RNA. Its product is annotated as cytochrome P450 72A15-like. Lineage: Eukaryota; Viridiplantae; Streptophyta; Magnoliopsida; Poales; Poaceae. Gene Ontology annotation, molecular function: monooxygenase activity; heme binding; iron ion binding. The record is from RefSeq and is a predicted model, not a curated record. The transcript is spliced from 4 exons. Bases 214 to 1797 code for a protein of 527 amino acids.
UGAGCAGCUACCACUCGUGCUCCAACUUGACCUAUCGGCCCUGGCCUAGGCUCACAGUCCUAGCUAGCCAAAAGAAAUUAAAACAUUCUGCUAGCUCUCCCCCUCAGCUGCAGAGCGCACACGGCUCCUCUUCCCUGCGUCCGAAAGAACCAGGUUCCUCGCCAGCUCUAUCCGGCACCCCAAACCAAACCACGGCGAGCUAGCCGGCCGACCAUGGCGGCGCUCGGCGGCGGCGGCGGCGCGCAGGCGCCGUUCCCGUGGGGGCUGGUGGUGCUGUGCACGGUGGCGGCGUGGUGCGCGGUGCGCGCGGUGGAGUGGGCGUGGUGGCGGCCGCGGCGCCUGGCGCGGGCGCUGCGGUCGCAGGGGCUCCGCGGCACGGCGUACCGCUCCCUCGCGGGGGACGCGCCGCUGACGGAGCGGCUCAACCGGGAGGCCAGGUCCCGGCCCAUGCCGCUGGGGUGCCACGACGUCGCGCCCCGGGCGAUGCCGCUGUUCCACCAGACCAUGAAGGAGCACGGUAAAACGUCCAUCACCUGGUUCGGGCCGGUGCCAAGGGUGACCAUCACCAAGCCCGAGCUGGUGCGCGAGGUCCUGUCCAACAAGUUCGGCCACUUCGAGAAGCUCAAGUUCGGCAGGCUUCAGAGGCUGCUCCACAACGGCCUGGGCAGCCACGAGGGCGAGAAAUGGGCCAAGCACCGGAGGAUCAUCAACCCCGCGUUCCAUGUCGAGAAGCUCAAGCGGAUGCUGCCGGCUUUCGCCGCGUGCUGCACGGACCUGGUGAGGAGGUGGGAGGGCCUGGCUGCGGACGGGCAGCCGCACGAGGUGGACGUGUGGCCCGAGAUGCAGAACCUGACGGGGGAUGUCAUCUCUCGCGCCGCGUUUGGCAGCAGCUACCUGGAAGGCAGGAGGAUCUUCCAGCUUCAGGGGGAGCAGGUCAAGCUCGUGGUUCAGGCCAUGCAGAAGCUUCACAUCCCUGGAUACUUGUACCUGCCUACGAGAACCAACCGAAGGAUGAAGCAGAUCGCUUCGGAGAUCGAGGCGCUCCUCAAGGGCAUCAUCGCCAAGAGGGAGAGCGCGCUGAGGACCGGGGGCGCGACCAGCGACGACCUCCUCGGCGUGCUGCUGGAGUCGAACAUGGAGCACUGCAGGGGCGACGGCAACGCGAGGGCCGGCAUCACCACCGACGACGUCAUCGGGGAGUGCAAGCUCUUCUACUUUGCCGGCAUGGAGACCACGUCGGUGCUGCUCACCUGGACCAUGAUCGUGCUCUCCAUGCACCCGGAGUGGCAGGACCGCGCCAGGGAGGAGGUGCUCCACGUCUUCGGCCGGAGGACGCCGGACUACGACGGCAUGGGCCGCCUCAGGAUCGUGACCAUGGUGCUGUACGAGGUGCUGCGGCUGUACACGCCGCUGACGGCGCUCCAGCGGCAGACGUACAAGCCCAUGGAGCUCGGCGGCGUGAGGUACCCGGCGGGGGUGAUGCUGAUGCUGCCGCUGCUGUGCGUCCACCACGACAAGGACGUGUGGGGCCCCGACGCGAGCGAGUUCAGGCCGCAGAGGUUCGCGGAGGGGAUCUCCAUGGCGUCCGCGGACGCGCCGGCCUUCUUCCCCUUCGGGUGGGGCCCGCGCACCUGCAUCGGCCAGAACUUCGCGCUGCUCGAGGCCAAGAUGGGGCUCGCCAUGAUCCUGCAGAGCUUCGUCUUCGAGCUCUCGCCGGCCUACACGCACGCGCCCUUCCCGCACGGCCUGCUGCAGCCGGAGCACGGCGCGCAGAUCAUGCUCAGGAGGCUCCCCUAGCUGAGCUGCCUAAACUACACUUGUGUGGAGUUAGGCUAAUCGAUCACUUAAUUAUCUGCAUGUACAGCACAUAGUACGUAUGUAGCGGAUGCAAAUCAAGCAAGGAACUACACUUGCAAGGCAAGGCGCUCUUCUUGUGAAAAGUUAAUUGCCUUGGUAGUUACACUGAUGAGAUAACCAUAUGCAUAUAUGUAUGAUCUGCAGUAUGUACAGUGCGCUAGUUUUGUUCA